Molecule: messenger RNA, 2166 nt
Organism: Paramuricea clavata
Lineage: Eukaryota; Metazoa; Cnidaria; Anthozoa; Malacalcyonacea; Plexauridae
Source: the annotation of a GenBank genome assembly
AUGGUAAAGUAUGUCGUUCUACGUGCGGAGGAUGUACUCUAUGGAAAAAUAUAUCCUAAACUCGGCUGGGAGCCUGUUGGAUGUGAAUACUACAGGGAAUGGUUGGUGAGGAAGUGUAAGGAAAGAAAUGAACUUAAUAAACUGAACCUGGAUGAAAAAAUUGCUGAUGCUAGAAUUAAGGUUGACCACUCGGGUGGUGUGUCUGAUAAAGUGCGGGAAGAGUAUGGGUAUAUCUAUGGAAGCUCUUGCAGAAACUGCGGUAACCGUUUCAUAUCAGGGUCUAAUGAGAUACGCGACCGUUGUAAACGGAGAAUAUGUGGUGGUUGCUCUAAAGUUACUACCCCAAAGUUGGGAUGUGUGAGGUCACAUUCAAGGGGACAAGCCUGUGAUUUCCGUGGUAGGUAUAAGGGUUACGACUGCUUUACGAGUGGACCAGCGACGGGGUACGGUGGGGGCUGAAAACCGUACUGUGCCUGCUGAUUUUUAUUACCUGAAACUCCGUUUAGUUAAACUUCUGGUGUGGGGGUAAAGGUGGUUUCCAUGACUGAGGAAUUUACCCGUAUUUCUUAUGACAAUUUAUCUAUCAAUUAAUUUAGAAAUGGUCCCGCUCCGUAGAGUGCUGAAAAAAUUACUCGUAUUUAUAGUGUUUACACAUAAGCUCUCUCUGGAUGUUAGCACUGUGAUUCUGACGAUGAAAGUUGUCACUCAAAUGGAAUUCUUAUCUGGUAAUAAAAGUAGCCUCUGUGAGAGUAACUGGGAACUAUUAACUGUAAUUGAAACAGGUAACUGGUAGUUUUGUGAUCACGUCUUACGUUUAGAUAGGGGUAAGUCAAAAGUUGUUAGAUAGGCUUUACAAUAGAAGUUUUCGUUAACGUGAGCUUAUGAUGGGUUCACUGGAUAUCACAGUCUGAUUGCAGGAAUGGUGAUGUGAAUGAUUGAGUUUUACUAGAAUAUCCGUGUAAUAGUAAAAUUAGUCCUUGUGGGGUUUGUGGGGACUGAUUAUGUGUGAUUGAAACAGGUAUCUGAAGGUUUUAUGAGUAUGAUGUGUGUUUACAUGGGAGUAAGUUAAAAGUUGUCAGAUAGGCCUCACAAUAGAAGUUUCCGUUGAUAUGCAGGGAAACUGAGCCUGCAAGUAAAAUUGUAGUAUGUAGUGGUCAGCGGUCUUCAUGACCUUGUAUGACCUUCACGAUUAGGUCAAAAAUACGGGUAUUUUUACCGAUAAUUUAGCUUGAAUUAAUUAAUUUUGAGACAAAAACCUCAGAUGCCGUCUAGAAUGAGCAAAUUGCUGCUUGUAGAGGGUCCCGGUGAAGAAAAACCUAUUUUAUUCGAUUUUUUUGAUAAUUUAGCUUUGAAUUAAGUUUUAGACAAAAAUCUCAGAUGCCGUCUAGAAUGAGCAAAUUGCUGCUUGUAGAGGGUCCUGGUGAAAGAAAACUGCCCUUACUCGAUUUUUGAAAAGUGGUCUAGAACCGCUACUUCCUAUACUACUUACACUUGGCCCGUAAAGUUCCUCCCGCUAGCAUUUUCGCGCACCCUAUAAUAAAGGUACUUUUGAGAGGCAGACUGAGAGACAAAAUAUCGUUAUUAUGUAUUUUUCAGUUCGCUCCCCAUCGGCGCUUCCAGUGACCGACUACAUCGAGUAUUACACUAUAUACUUUCAUUACCUACUAAGGCUAGACUGUUUUUACAACAAUUGUGAUAUUACUUUUCAAACUAUGAUUACUCUAACCCAUCCUGUCUUAUUUCCCUGGGGGAGGAAAUCGAAGCACCCGGAGAAAACCCACGACUCUCUGCGGAGCGUUGACUGACUCUCUUCACAUGAGUCCACCCCUGAAAAAACUCUCCUGAAAAGCGAGAAAAAAUGUCCUUGAAAGUUCUGGAUUUCUAUAAUUAUGAAGGUGUACGAACCUUGGAGCUAUUGUUAAAUUUCACUUAGUUCCUUCUUCUUUAGGGGAAGUUGUUGUAACUUUGGAGGACGCUGAGGAUUCUACUAAAAAGGGCAAAUGUAUUAUUCCUAAAUGCAAAGAAGAAAUAAAAUACAGUUCAUUCUUCAUCUUGGGUUUUCGCUGAUAUAAAACUUUCAAACGCUUUUCUAUGAGUAAAAUCUAAUUUCUGUAUUGAUAAUUUUCAUUGUGAACAAUGUAGUGCAGUGGUUAAAUAAAAUAAUGC